Molecule: messenger RNA, 20754 nt
Organism: Botrytis sinoallii
Lineage: Eukaryota; Fungi; Ascomycota; Leotiomycetes; Helotiales; Sclerotiniaceae
Exons: 3
Coding region: 1-20754 (6917 amino acids)
Source: RefSeq, a predicted model, not a curated record
AUGGCUGAGAAACGCGAUCGAUAUGGCACAGGAGGAGAUCCAUCGAUUGCGCAGAGAGGGAAUGGAUAUGGAAGUGGGAAUGGUAAUGGAGCACGAGGAUAUAAUGGACGCGCGCCUCCAAAUUUAGGAUUUGAUGGAGAGGGGAGCUCAGUUUCGGGUCGCGGACCAAAUGAUAGGAGAUACGGGUCUAUGCCCCCAAACACGCCCAUGACGCCCUACACACCCUACACACCUUACACACCAGUAACUGCAGGAUAUGAUGGUGGAGAGAGUUUUAUUUCAGCAGAGACACCGAGACACGAUCAUUAUUAUGGCGGAGAGAGUGCGAUUGGAGGGCGUCCAGCAGUUACACCGGGAGCUGCAGGCUAUCGUGGCGGAGAAAGCUCUUACAAUGGUGGCACACCACAAACCGGGCGAUUUAAUGGCGGAGAAAGCUAUGCCGAAGGUCGCGCUCCUAGGCCAGGAAGAUAUGAUAUUGCUGAGAGUACUAUGUCUGUUGACACACCGCGAACUGCUCGAUUCGAUCCGGGUAUGGAAAGCUCUAUCGCGCAUCCCGAUACGCCACGUACUGCUCAUUACGAUACCACUGCAACUACCAUGUCCAUGGAUCCAUCACGAACAGGACCAUAUGAUAAAGAGAAUACAAUCACGGUAGCAGAAUAUUAUGAUCCAGAACGAGCACGAGAAAAUGAACGACAAAUGAUGGAGCGCGAGAAAUCUGAACGAGAACGAGGAAUGCGCCAACCUUCAGGAAUGGAAUACGGGCCGCGACCUACGGAAUAUUUGAGUACAUCAGGAUCAUCUACGUCUUCGUACCUCGAUAUCUCUCGCCAUUUUCCUACAAAAGGAUUUAGUUUCAGGUCUUUCUUCUCGACACCUUCCGAAAAGUCUGAUUCUAAGAAGAAGAAAGAGAAGAAGAAGAAGAAAAGCAAGAAAUUGACGAAACACAAUACCUCAUCAAGCUCCUCUUUGAAUGAAGAUUUAGCUUAUGGAACCGGAUUUCUCAGAUACAGAAGGAAGAGGAGUGUGAGAGCUAGGGAUGGCAGAGACAGGCAGUGGGAAACCAUAGGAUAUAAGUCUAGCAAGGAAAACUUGAGAGAUACUCGAUCUCCCACGAAUGACAGACCUGCAAGCUCGAAACGACCAGCUACAGAUGCUGAACUUUUGGCUUUAGGUGCUGGAAUCGCUGGACUUGCCAAACUUGCACUCGACCAUACCAACAAAGACGCCAAGAAUGGUAAGAACGGGCGCGGUGUUCCUGAACCCGUUACUUCUAGCCGAAGGGACGAGCGUGGCCUUCCACCUUCCAAGGCUAUUCCAUACGAAACCGACCCUAAUGAUGAUGAGGCAUGGGAAUCAGCUUCUGAGGACGAGUCAGAUUCAAGUGUUGAUACUGGUUUGGCGUUCGGAGGUGGUAGUCAUGUUGGCAAGAAAAGCCAGGCUGGCUUGUUCGGACGCAAGAAGACCCACGGCCCAAAGAGUCGAAAGAGUAACGUGGUCGAUCCAAGACUUCUUGGGCCAGAGAAUUCCCUCAAUGGGUAUUUAUCAGAUAGGGCUGUAGGCUUCGAAGACGUGCAAUGGGAAUCGGGUAGUGACUUUGGUCAACACACUUACAUUCCUUACAGUCAUCCAGACAGACAGGUGGAUACUUUGUAUGUGCACGAAAGGGUCAGGAUAAGCAGGACCCAAAGUGUUGGAAGUGGUUCGCAGACCCCUCUUCAAGAAGUCUUCCCAGUCCCCACCAAUGAUCCCUCUCGAUUCGAUGUGGCGCGAGCAUCUUCGUCCGAAUACAAUGCCUCUAGACCUGCACCAGUUCCAAUUCAGCAACCUCAACCCAUCACUCCGGUUUCUCAUAGUGUUUAUCACGAGUCCAACUACGUUCGUUCAGAAUCUGGCGGGAUCUUGAAAAGCUCUUCUGGUAGAUCUAAAUCUUUAGCUGGCGCGGCCUUAGCUGGCGUAGCUGGAGCCGCUGUUGGAGCUGCAAUUGCAUCUGGUCGUCGAGAUGAAAAUGAGAGUUACCGUGAUGAUGAUAGAAGGGAGAACCGGAGCUAUAGUGAAAGCGCUGUUAAUCGACGAGAGAGCGAUCGAAAAGAGCGACGCUACGAGGAGGAUCAAUACUCAAUUGCCGACAGUAGCGUCUCUAAACCUCGAGAUGAAGACCGAAAAGAGCGCCGUCGCGAUUAUGAUCAAUCUUCUAUCGCUGAUAGUAAUCUCACUUGGGAUGAAAAACGAGAGAAACGUCGCGAGGAGCGAAGAAAAGAUGAUUCUAGAAGCUCCACUUCUAAUUCUGAUCGUGAUAAGAAUCGAGAAAGGAGUCGUGAUGAUCCCGAUGCUGCUGCAGAGGAGCGAGAGAGAAGGCGACGAGAGAGACGCGAAGAGCGACGUGCACCUGAUCGCAUCGAAGACAACUAUGAAGAGCGCCGAGCCCACGUACUCUCAGAAAUAUCGGCAAUGGCUCGCACACCCACGGAUCCAUUCCAAUAUCAGGUUGCAAACACACCUCCUCGCGAGGAAAGCUCUAGCCGUCAAGCUAAAGAUCAAUCUGCACCUGCUGUUGUUACUGUCGAACGCGAACCGGAUUUCAAUCGAAAGCAAAAUUCAUCGAUCAAAGAAUCAUCUUCUAUCUCACGCUCCGAAUCGCGCACUGAGAUUUCCAUCAAGGUUGAAAAGGAACAGCGAUACAAAGAACAUGCUAGAACCCUUCAUGAUGCCGAGAUGAUCUAUGAAGAAACUGAACAUUCUACAGCCCCUAUUGAGGCAGCAGCUAUUGCCGCCGCCGCCGCCGCUUUGGCUAGGGAAAGUCGCCGAGAAUCAAGAUCAUCGAAACGACGAGGAGAGAGACGAACUGACUUUGAGGAUCUUUCAAAGGGCGGUGAUUCUGCCGAAGCCCCGGGACAAUCGCACGAUGAAGUUAUGGCAGAAGCGGAUCGAGCUUAUCGUGAAAUUCUCAUGGCUAGGAAAGUUGCUGCAGAAGUCCGCCGCUCUCGCACUCCAUCACCUGAGCGCUCUGUGAUGAACAAAUACGAAGAAGAGCCAGAAGAAGAACCGCCACGAAUUGUCACUCCUCCCGGCAUGCAUGAACGCAAGAAAGGUCCCUAUGAUGCACCAAAUGCUGAUUUCAAGCUUGAUUAUAUCAUGACACCUAGAGAUCUAAAAGUCUACAGCAUUCCAAGCAGGCGAUAUAAGGUUGAUGAAUCUGAUUUGAAGGGUCCAUUCAUGACAAAGGAUGCGGAUGCUAAACUUCCUCGACCUAUGUUGAAUUUGAUUCGGCCCACUCCUACUUCAACACCAUCACCCGAGAAACAGUUUGCCACCAUGGCUAAGAAUGGAAAUGUGAAGAAGGAUAGUUCUAAUCAGUCGGAUGAUCGCUCAGUUGAAAGUCGCCGUUCUGAACCUGAGCCUGAACCUGAACGUAAUUCCAAGACCAAGGAUAGAGAUGGAGAGCGUGAACAACCUUCUAUACGAUCGCAAGACGAGCCAGCCCAACCCCAACCCAAAGAUCAAGUUGAGGAUCGUGAACAAACUCCAUUAUAUCGAUCACAAGAUAAGCCUAGCGAUACAGUACAGAUCCGCGAACAGAUCCGCGAGCAGACUACAUCAUACCGAUCAAAAGAGGAGUCACAUGAUCAAGAUCGCCCAAAACGUGAUAGAAGAGACAUUCCUCCCAUCAUUAUUGGUCCAAGGGGAGACCUUAUUCGCUCAUCUGAUGUUUCUGUUCCAUCUCCCACGCAGUCCACAGUCUCAAAAGCUGUCACCUGGGGCCCAAACGAGACAAAACACUUUGAAGUUGAAAGUCCCACCGAACCAAGGGAUGAGUACAUUUCCGAUUCAUCCCCAGAAACUCCUGAGAAGCCAAGGUUUUCAGAGCCAAGAUUUUCAGAGCCGAGAUUUUCAGAGCCAAAAUUGGAGUCGCCAACUGAACCAAAAUCUCCGAGCGGAUGGGCCGCGAUGGCAGCAGGCAUUAUUGGUGCAGGUGUGGGUGCCGCAGUAGCAGGCUCGAGUGAAUCUCCUAAUCGACCUGAGCGACCUGAAUCUCCUAAGAAACCUGAGCGAGCCGAGGUAAGUGAGCUCGCCAGGAUCUUAAAAGCUAGGGAGAGUGAACGACCCGAAUCUCCUAAGCGAGCUGAGAUCAGUGAACUUGCCAGAAUUCUGAAAGAAAGAGAAAAGGAGCGACCCGAAUCUCCCAAGAAACCUGAGCGAGCCGAGGUAAGUGAGCUCGCUAGGAUCUUAAAAGCUAGGGAGAGUGAACGACCGGAAUCUCCCAAGCGAGCUGAGAUCAGUGAACUUGCUAGAAUUUUGAAGGAAAGGGAAAGUGAGCGACCGGAAUCUCCCAAGCGUGCCGAAGUCAGUGAACUUGCUAGAAUCUUGAAAGCAAGGGAACAGGAGCGCAACGAAAGGCCUUAUGAAUACCGAGGCGUGACGGUAGAGCCUGAGAGUCCAUUCGGAGAACCGAGGCGAGAUAGUCCACCUCGAGAUAUGCGAAGAGACAGUCUGUAUCGAGGUGUGACGGUAGAGCCCGAGAGUCCAUACGGAGAAACAUUUCGAGAUGUGGACAGAGACAGUCUGUACCGAGGCGUGACGGUAGAGCCCGAGAGUCCACAUGGAGAAAUGAGAAGUGAAAGCCCACCUCGAGAAAACAGAAGGGAAAGUUCAUCCCAGCAUACGAGAAGAGAUAGCCCACCAAGCGUCGGUCCCAAGCCCGUUUCGCCACGAACUUCACAUAUGCCUGGUGCUUUCGACGACGAUUUGGAUUUCACUGCAACAGUGGCAGCUGGGUUGCAAGAUAGUGGCUUCGAUCCUAACAUCGUGGUUGACGACCUCGCGUUCCGAAAACGUGAUUCCCCACCUGGUUCUAAUGAAUACAAAACGCCAUGGGCAGAAUCCAUCGACGAUCUCUCAAGCAUUCCCGGCGAAAGCUCUUCAAAUCGUGGCUUUGUCAUGGGCGAGGUGCUAGAAACUCCAAAAGAUUGGUCGAGUGUAUCGCCUGCCAACGAAGAAUCACCCAGUCUUACUAGGAAAGAACAGAAAAGGCUUGAAAAAGAACGGAGACGAAGUGGUGGUGAUGUAGCAUCGCCAAUCACUGAUGUUAUUGUUGAAGAACCUGAAAGCUAUUUUGAUCCCUCUAGGCAGAGUAAAAAAGAAUCAAGGAGACGUGACAAGGAGGAAGUGAGAACACAAUCACUUCUGAGGGAAGAAUCUUCAUUUGUUGAUAUUUUGCCAAACCGCGAAAUAGUCGAAGAACCGGAAAGUUAUGUUGAGCCUGUUGAAACUCCCAAGAAGCCCAAAAAGUCAUCUCGAUCAUCAACGUAUGAAGAUAUCGACCUUGAUUCAAAACCAAAAAGGAAAUCUAGCAAGCGCUCAUCAACUUACGACGGCAAAGUCGAGUCUCCAUUGCGUGAAAGUCGCAGGACCUUCUCCAUGGAUGAUAUCAAAAGUGGCGACGAAUCCAGAAUCCCUAGAAAGUCGAAGCGCGACAGUGUUAGAUUUGACUCACCCCCUCCAGAGGUUGACUCCGAAUCUGGCAGAUCAUUGAGAAGAAAGUCAAAGGAGAAAUUGGGAAGCAAGAGUGAACGUUAUGAUUCUCCUGACCCUUCACAAAUCUCAUUACCAGCCUCUGAUAAUUAUGAAGAUAUGGAGCUAUCAAGAGAGCCAGAUCGCCCAUCACGUCGAGAUGGUGAUGAUCCACUGUGGGCUUCAUCCCGUUCAAUCUUAUCAGCUGGUAGUAGCUCAAAGGUGGACGAAGAAGAUUCGCCACAAAAGAACCGAAAGGAUCGCAGCACCACCAAAGAAAAUAACGAUGCUACACGACCAAUUGCUUCAGAACCUACUCGCGACGAUAAUGAAGAUUCAAAGAAGAAGACAAAGGAAGCAACGCCAAAGAAGAGUGGUGGAUUGUUUGGUUUCUUUAGUGGUGCAAAGGCAGAAGCAGCAAAGGAGGAACUAAGGAAAGGAAGCCGUGAUGAUCCUGACGAUGUCAAGAAGAAAAAGAAAAAACGGAGUUCAACGUCAGAUGGAAUAACUGAGGGCCAAUCUUUCAGUGAUUCUCAACUGGUUUCAAGUGAGACUAAUGGCCACAAAACACGCGGUGAGGAUGGUGUGCAAGAUUCUAGGAAUGAUGGAGAGAGGAAGAGGAGUAAAAGUUCAGAUUCGAAGAAGGGUUCUUUUUUAGAUAAUGCCGGCAUCCUUGGCGCGGGUGCCGGCCUUGCUGCUGGUGCAAUUGCAAUUUCUGCUCAGCACCAACAGCAACAUGCCGCUAAUAAUAAUGAUAGCGAGGGAAGUACGGGGGAUAUGGGAAAGCUGGAAAGAGAGGAAGAUAUAUUGGAUCCAGAGAUUAUCGAACGACAAAUCAGACCCUCAAUUGACCCUCAAUAUGGAGAUCUUUUACCAUUGCCGCCAAGUGGUUCAGUUUCACCUAAUUGUGAACCAAUUGAUGACCUGCCCAAACUUCCAGAAAGUCGACCUACAACACCUGAAUCUGAAAAACGGACUGUAAGUACGCCAAGGGAGAAGACUCCGCGAAAUCGUAAGAGUUUGCAGGAGACUCCUGUAAAAUCUCCAAGCCAAAGUGCCGUGCCAUUAAAAUUCGUCAUGGGAAACCGAUCCAAUCUGGCCUCACCUAUUAUAACGAGAUCUACUGGUAAUACGCCCUUUCCUACUUUUCAUCCCUCUCCAAUUGCAGAAUCAGCCACAAUUCCAAGAUCUAGAUCAAGACCUAUGUCAUGGGAUAAUACCAAGGAAUUCAAGCCCCUGUAUCUAUUAGAGACUAACAGACGUGGGUCGUUUGUGCCAGAAGAGUUAAUUGACCCGCUCCCACAUUUACCGCCGUCCCGAACCAAUUCAGAGCUUGACGUGGCGGGUCUACCCGAAUCGGGCUUUUUGGAAAAAUUGGACCUUCACCGCCCUUCACUAGACCCACUUUCAACCAACCUCCCCUCCGAUGAUCACACCUCCGGAGAAUCCACACCGACUGCGAUUGCUUUUAAAAGGGACUUAGCGCCAUCAGUGGAGUUUCUUCAAGAUUCUUUCCCCUCACUGGAAGAAAAACAAACUUUAUCUUCUGGUGCAUUUCAUGAACAAUCAUCAUCUGAAACAGUAGCUAAAGCCAUUGGAGCCGCAGGAAUUGCAACUGCAGCCGGCCUUGCUGUUGCAUCUCAUGGUACAAGCGAUGAACAGGAACCAAGGUCUUCUCAAGACAUCCAGGAAAAGAGUGGAAACGACAAUUUAGAAUAUUCAUCUGAGUCACAUGACAUGCCCUCCGAACGGGAGGAGACAUUGCAAAACUUAAGUGGAGCUUCGAGCAAUCAAACCAUGAGUAUUGAAGAGGAGGUCGAACAGACCGAAGAAUUUCCUUUGUCAAAUUUCAAGAAAAAUGAGGGCAAAGGUUUGACGCUUGAAUCAGAUGACAUUCAUGACCAAGCCGAGAAUACUCCGGAGCCCAUUCAAGAACUCUCCAAUCCAGUUGAAGGGGACAAUGUCGAGUCCGUAGAUAACUUCUCUACACCAGAGUCCAAGAACAAUCAGGGUAAGAAUGGAACAGCUGCAUUAUCUCAGGAGCCCGGAUUGGAACUCCAAAGCGAAAGUCCUAGUCAAGAGGAUACACAAGGACCAAAAUCCGACUAUGCUUCAAGUGAACCAGAUGACGUGACUGGACCGGAUAGAGAUCUUAUCGAACAAGCAGCUACCUCCGAGGCUCAACUUAUUGAAUAUCCUACUCAGAACUCCGAAGAGGAGAAAGUACACGAGAAAGCAGACAAUAAUGUUCUAUCCUUCGAGCCCGAAUUGAAGACAAGACAUGUGGACAGCGUAGAGCCUCUCAAACCUAUGGAUGAAACCCUUCCAAUUGACAAAUCGGUUGAUGAACCGCAACAGCAAGUGCAGGAAUCUGGCCAAAUGGAAGAAGCUUUGCCUUCAGUUGAGAUUGACCAGAUCGAGGAACUCUCUGUUCCCAAGUCCAAGAAGGACAAGAAGAAGGCAAAAGCUGAUGCUCUCAGACUGGAAGGACUCACUACUGAGCCAAUCGUUGAAUCUGUGAUUGAAGUUCCAACACGAGAACCAUCACUUGAGGUAUCGCCAGAGCUUUCCCGCGAGAUUUCCCAGCCAUCUUCUCCUCUAGCCAGCCCCGAGGCACAAGCAUUCAAUGGUUCUGCACUGCCUGAAAAUUCUGGUGAUAUCACGCCCACAGUUUCCGAGUCUGCUAGCCCCAAAUCGAAAAGAGAUAAGAAGAAGUCGAAAAAAUCUAAACCGAUUCCUCUUGAUCCACAAUCAGAACAAGCUGUGGUACAACCCGAGCUCAAUGAGGCUGAGCUGUCCCAAUCUGAAGAUGUCACGAGAAAUCAUCUAGAUUUGUCUCAAGAAUUAGUUCAAGAACCCAUUCAAGCAGAACCUACCACGCCUGUCAAUGUUGAGCCAAUUGAAGAGUUCUCAACUCCAAAAUCCAAGAAAAGCAAGAAGGACAAGAGAAAGGCAAAGAAGGAACAGAUUGCGAAUGUCGAGCAGGACCCAAUUGAUGUCACUCAAGAGCAGGAGCAAGUACCUGAAGUGCAAGAAAAGGAACUACCAGAAGCUUUUACUCUUGAAGACACGCCGAACCUUGAUGAUACUACUCACGCUAUCGCCUCUCCUUCUUUGAAGAAGAAUAGAAAGAAGAGCAAAAAGGGUAAGACUGCAGAGAUAGAAGGACCAGUGGAACCGACAAUUUCUGGUCCUAUUCCAGAGGAUGUGUCAGAGAAACCAACACCAAUGGUUGGACCUGGUGGAUGGCCAAUCACUCCUGCUACUCCAUGGACUGCUGGCGCACAAGAAAUCUUUUCAUCAAAUGAAAAGGACUACUUUCCAGCUGCAGAAACAAUACUGCCAAUCAUCACUGCCGGAGAUACUGUAAUUGGUGCAGAACAGUUGAAGUCCAAUGAUAUUUUUGAAGAUAAGAAUGGUUCUGAUAGCCUUGCUGCUGGACAUGAAGAUAAUCAACUCGGACUUGAAAACCAAUCACAAGAGGAAUCGAAGCCACAAGAAAUUGUGAUCGAGGAUGUUUCUAAAGAUAUUGGAGAGGAUGUCACUGAAUUCAAUGGACUUCCAGCCGGCUCUCAAGAAGAUGAAUCAUCUCUCCCUCGCCAGUUACCUGCGGAGAUUGAAGAUAAUAUUGAAGAGAAUCAUCCACCACAAGAAGAACGGGAUCAAAUUUCUGCAAUCGAGAUUCAAGAGGAAGAGAAGCCCAUUUCCAAUGAGACUGAAGCUCCGGGUGGAUUCGAAGCUGGAUACAAAGAUGACCAACAAGCGCUUUUUAAGGAUUUGAAGGAGGAACUCGAAUUUGGUAGUGGCAAGCAUGAGAGAGACGAUAAAAGUGAAGAGCACGCUAAUCAAGAUCAAAUCGAAGAGGUUCCUUCUGAUAUUUCUUCCUCAGAUAAUGCUAUCAAGGGUUUGGACGAGCCAACAAAUGUCCCUACCCCUCAGGCAGAGAUUAUCGAGGAUCCAGCGAUCAAAGCUAUACUUGAAGAACCAGAGGAGAUUGCCCAAGCUGAUAAGAAGCCACAAAUGCCCGAGGACAGUGUCCCCGUCGAGAACGUUAUCAAGGAACAGACUCCUUUGGAAGAGACCUCCACAAUGGUGCAAGAGUCAGAGAGUAUCGAAAAUACGCAUAUCGACCAGGAUUUUCCAGAGCCAGCAACGACCGAAAUGACACCCAUUGAUCCGAUCAUUUCAGCACCAGAACCCGAGGUAGAGACCCAAAGCAAGGAGUCCAAGGAACAGGAGAAUCUCGACAGUUUGCUUGCAUCUAAUCCUUCCGAAGACAUGAAGACACCCGGUACUUCGGAAGAAAAUACGCCUGUAGAUGCCUCUUCAGAGCACCUCGAGCCUGAGCAUUUGCAAGGUCCCGAUGAAGCCUCUAUUGCCAUCGACUCUACGCCGGAAUCUGCUACUAGUGACAAGAGUCAAGACAAUAUGAUUGAACCGACACCCAUUGAGGAAGUUUCUGUUUCCGAGAAUGUGGACCAAGCCAACAUUGAGGAAGACAAGGCACAAGGAGAAGAAUCUGCUGAUGUUAAGCAAGAAAUUCCGGACACACCUCUGAAGCCUCCUACUGUAGACCGUGAAAUCGAAUUUUCUGCACCUCCUAAGAAGUCUGAGAAAGAUAAGAACAAGCGUGACAAGCAAGUACAGGAUUCAAUUGAAGAAGAUGCCGUUGCCAAGGACAUCAAACCCACUGGCGAGUCGUCCAAUAUCGAAAUGCCAAUUGAACAGCCAAAUACUAUGCCUGUGGAACAAAUUAUUACGAUCCCCGCGAAAGAGCAAACUUCUAACGAUGCACCGAUGACAGCAGGACUUUCUGGCCUCAUGGGCCCUUUGACAGGAAGAAAGAAGGGUGUUUUGGAAAUGGUUCAAGCUUUGGGAUGGGGCAAAAAGAAGGACAAGGCCGCAAUUGCCGCUGCUGAGCAAGGACUCCCUCCAAGACCAUCUACAGCACGCGCUGCAUCCGAAUCUUUUAUGUCUACACCACGCGUUGUGUCUGAGUCCGCCAUGCCAAAGGUCAUCGAGACUGAACCUGUCAAAGCACCGUCGCCUACUACGGAACUUGAGGAAUGGGCUCUGGCAGACGAAAACUCGAAGACAAAUUCAAAGAAGGGCAAGAAGAUCGCAAGCGAGAUCUCGAAAAUUGCUCAAAAUAUCAUGGAGCCAUCAGUCACACAAUCGACAGAGGAUGUACAAGAUGACCAAUCACCUAAAAGACAGAAGGGCAAGAAACGUCUCAGCUUACAAUCGUUCAUAUCCGAAGAGGCCUCCAAAGCAUUCAGAGCUAGGGAAUCCGCCAAUCAAGGACCAGAAACUCCGGCCUUAAAGGCAGAGCCAGCUUUCAUCGAACAAUCUCAUGAAUUCACUUCCGAGCCAAUUAUCGAUACACCAGUUGAAGAAGCGAAAAACACUGAAUCCAUGAUUGAGGUUCCAAACAUGAAAUUGAAGGAAGAUAAGAAGAAACGCCGAAGUUCGCAAUCCCCUGUGUCGGAAGAAAUGUCAAAGGAAGAGGCAGAUGUGUCGAGAGAUGCUGUUAUUGAGAAGGAACCCGAGCUUCAAGCACCGGAAAUCCAUGAGCCAUCUGCUGAAAGCAGUAGCGAGCCUUCUGAAUUUCAACGCGAACCUACUCUGGAAGAGAGUCAAGCUCCCGAAGUGUCAAAUGAAGAUGCCCCUGAGCCAGUUGUCGAAACCCCUAGGGAACCCGAGGAACUCGAUCGUGGGGCUAUUCAGGAGGAUCUUUUUACUUCACCACCACGGCCUGAGCACAUUCCUGAACCAAUUGUUGAGAACCACAGCAAAUCAUCGGAACCUCCUCACUCGAUUGACCAAGGAAAUAUUUUCGUUCCGGAACCCCUUUCGGAAGACACUCCGGAGCAAGCAACGCUUGAAAGAUCAAACGAGUCCUCGGAUGUUCCUCGCGAGGUUAUUCAGGAUGAUGAUAAUUCACCACAAGCAUCAUUUGACCUUGUUACUGAGCCAAGCGCGAUUGAUAAUGAGGCUUCUCCACCAAAUAAAUCCACUCUCGAGAAACCCCCGAAGAAUGUCGAUAUUUCUGAACCAAGCUUGGUUGAUGAACUUUUCUUGCCAAAUGAAUCGAUUCAAGAUGAUAUCAUGGCAUCCGUCGUGUAUGUUGAACCAGAUGCAAGUCUUCAAGAGUCUCGAUUGUCAGUUGAACCUCUUUCUGAGGAGUUGGACAAUGCUAUUGAAGUUAAGAAGCCAGACACUGUUGAUGAGCUUACUUCACCAAGUCACAUUGUCUUCGAGGAAGAUUCGAGAGAGGUUGAAGUUGCUGAGCCAAGUCAUGACAACGAUCAGUCUUUCUUACCACAAGAGCCACUUCUCGAGGAAACUCAUAAGGGUGUCGACGGGUCUUUGACGAAGCAAGUUAUUCCACGGGAGGAGUCAGGAACUCUGGAAACUUUCGAGCCAAGCCAUACUGAUGAAGAGACUCUCCUAUCUACUGAACCUGCAACAAAAAUUGAAACAGUUCAAGCGCCAUGCGAGAUUGAUCCUGCCGAGGAAACGGAAGUCCAAGAUGAAUCGACCUUACCCAUCACUAAGAAGUCCAAGGAAAACAAGAAAAACAAGAAGAGUAGAAACAAGUCCCAGUCAGAGCCUGAGGUGCCAAUCGAAGUCGCCAAAGAGCCUGAACAAACUCUUCUUGUUGAGGAACAAAUCUUAGAAAAGCCUUUCGUAACCACAGAAUCAAGCGAUCGCGAAGCCUUGGAGCAGCCGCUCGAAAGAUCAGUUGAGACCAUCGAGCCAGAAAGUCGUGAUGUCUUAGAGCCUGCUUCUGUACCACUUCCGGAGGAUGAUAUCAAUGAGAGUAUCGAACUUGACGAACCCACAAGCUUCGAGAAUCUACAGCCAUCUCUUAACCUUAGUCCAUCAAUCCAAAUUCCUGAGGAAACAAUUAUCAAACCAGAGAUCGAGGUGCCCAAGAGUCUUGAAGACCUAGAUGAUUCUGAGCAUGCAGCAUCAAUCCCACUGCCGGAAGACAUUGUGAUGAAUCCAACCGAGGACAUCGAGCAUCAAGGUCAUGAACUUGCGGAAGCACUUGAACCAGUUCCAGAUGCUGUGGAGAAGACGAUUGAAACCCCCUCCGACAUUGAGAUUCCUGCAAGCAAAGGAACAUUGGAAUUUCCAGAACCGAUUUCUCCCAUUCUAGAAAAGUCUUCCCAAGAACCUGCUCCAGUCUCACCAAAGAGGUCUAGAAAAGAUGAGAAAAAGCGCAAGUCUGCUACACCAGUGCUAUUGGCCGAAGAGUCUCUUUCGUCAGACCCACUCCUCGAAAGCGAAACAAAAGCUGUCGAGCCAACAACGGAAGAAGCAAGAAUAGUUGUUUCAGAACCUCCAGUUGAUAGAUCUUCGGAAGAAGUGAUGUUCAGCAAGCCACAGGAAGCCGAGUUUCUUUCAGAAUUGAUCGACCCAGAGACCGAACAGAAGGGCAUCGAACCGAUAGAGGACAUUACAACUCCAAGUAUCUCCGACGAGAUUGAACACAUUCUCCAAGAAAAACAUGUCGAGCCACCUGCUGAGGUUCCAACCGAGGAAUCCGAGAAAGAAAGGGAAGAGCAAAAGUCUGAAGUACCUAUUCUAGACUCUGAAGAUAUUACUUCCCAAGCCCCACUGGAGCCUUUACCAAUUCAACCGGACGGCGAUGUAUCAAACCAAGAAACCGUUCCGAACUCCACCAAGUCAAUUCCAGAGAGCGUGCAAACGGCCAACGAGAAUAUAUCUAGUCCCAAUCUGAUCGAUGUUGAGGUUAAACAAGACGAUACUCCCAAGUCGGUUUUGGACAUCCCUCUUGAACAACAUGACCUUGAAUCUGGAUCCAAAGAUAUCACAGACUUCUCAGAAACAAACUCUCCAGAUGCUCCAGUCAUAGAAUUAAAAGAGGACGAAAAGGACCGCAAAUCUCUUCACACAAGUCCAUCAUUUGAGCUUCCUAUGGAAAGCACGUCAGAAAUGACCGAAAUUUCCCAGCCAAUCAAUCAAGCUUCAGAAGAGGAACUUCAUGGCAUAGAACCUGCGGAGACUGUCAGAGAGAUCGUCCAGCAACCAACAGAGCUUCAAGAACAUGCCCUUGAGCAGGAACACACAGAGGAAGAUCCCAAGGUAUUUAUGGAGCCAGUAAUCGAGUCAAUUGCAUCAGAACCAUCGACAAACAUUUCUCAUGGACCAACUGUUGAGUCUGAAAAUUUCAAGGAAGAUGACCUCACACCACAGGAACCAAUUGUACAACAAGAAUCAUCAAGCGAACCAAAAAGCCUCGAGGAGCCAUCCCUAGUACUGCAUCAAAUCAUCGAGCCGGAAACUGUAAACGAAGAAACUUUCCUACCGCAAAAUGCAAUGAUCAAUUCAAUUGUUGAUGACGAGGAGGCGCCUCAAUCACAGGAACUCGAGCCAGAAACCAAAAACGGAGAAAGCUUUUUACCGCAAGAAUCGACGGUUGAAUCUUCAAUCAGCAGUGAAGAGCCAACUUUUCAGCAAGAGCUAGAAACUGUGCGAGAAAUUUCCAAUUUUGAAUCUAGUCUUGUACAAAACUCGGUCGUUGAGCCAAUACCAGAGGAAGAGCAAAUUGUUGUAGAGAAACCAGUCAUCGAGCUCAACAUUCCCGAACCAGCACAAAUUGCUUUGCCAGAAUCACCAAUUGAGCAAACAUCAUUCGAGCAAGAAUUGUCUUUUCCACAAGAGUCUCUAACUGAGCCAGAGGUUGUUGAAGAAGCACCUAUUAUUCAAGAUCGUGCAACUGGUCCUCAAAGUUCGGAUAUUAAGCUGCUCAUUCCACAAGAAUCGCCCCUGGAGCAAAACGUUGUUGAGCCUGCACAAAUUUCUUUGCCAGAAUCACCAAUUGAGCAGGAAGUAUCUGAACCAGAAGUUUCAUCUCAACAGGAGCUCGUUUCUGAAAAUCAUAUCGUUGAAGAACCAAGUCUUUCACGAGAGCAACAUGUCGAACCGAAAAGCUCACAUCCCGAAUUGGUGAACUAUUCAGAAUGGCCUUUUGGACGAAAGACUGUCGAGCCAGAACAAAUUGCCUUGCCAGAAUCACCAAUCGAACAGGAAUCAUUUGAACCAGAAGUACUUUUUCGACAAGAGCCUGUAGUUGAGUCACAAUAUCGUCCAGUACCAAGCGAUUCAUCAGAAUUGCUAUUUGAGGAAAAUGCUGGAGAGAAAGAAUUGUCCUUUCCACAAGAUACCGUCGAUCCGGAAAUAACCGACAAGGCACCCAACCCUCAUGAACAGGAUAUCGAUUCCAAAUUUUCUGAGCAAGAAUCAACUGUUUCACAAGAAUUACCGAUCGAGCAAUCAAUUCGUCAACCUUUAGAGAUCAACGGCGAAGAGCCUGUUUCCGAGUCAAACCCCAUGGAUGAUAUGACAAUUCCACAAGAAUCAUCGGUUGAGCCAACGAAGUUAGAAUCAGAUAUGUCAAGUUUGACUAUUGUACCUGAAGAAUCAGCGAGGGAUCUCGAACCUGGUUUCCUCAAUGAAUCUGGCAAAGACAAGGAGGAACGAGAAGAGAAUUUGGACAUUUCAGAAACCUCCGGAGAUCCCAGCAACGUUACUUUGACUUCCCAAGUACCAGAAAAUCAAGCGCUAGAAAUCGUCUCCGAGUCAACACCAUUUGAUCCUGUCAUUGAGCCUGUAUCAAGCUCGCCAGAUGUCGUUUCCGAAAAUCUUGAGCCAAUUGCAAAUGUGGAGCAAAUCAACCCAGAUCUUGUUGAACCUACAUCGAAUACAGAACCAAUUGCCAAUGAACAAGUUAUCGAUUCUGCCCUUGAGGAUCCUGUACAUGGUCAGCGUCCUACCGAAAGUCUGGCUGCCGAGACUGGAUCAAUACAAAGAGAUGAAUGGGCUCAGCCGAUCGAGGAGUCAAAAGAGGUGGAAAAGGAGGUUGAUGAUGUCUUGCAACCAAUGAAAGAGCAACCUGAUGUUGCGCCUCAGGCCUCAGAAAUCACAAAUACGCCGUUUGAGAUCACAGAUAAGUCAUCCAUGGGAGACGAUGCAAAAGAACUGGCAAACGGGGAUAUAACAGAGACCGAUGAUGAGUCGUUCUUGGACGCUGUUGAAUCUUUUCCCAUUGAAGAUACUCCGAUGAAUUUGACCCCUCGGGCUUCACGAGAGCCUGUUGAGGCUAUUGAGCCCGAGUUUGAAGAACUUACUCAAGAACCUGCAGAACAAUCCAUUCCGGAAGUUAUCAAGCCACUUCACGAAGAAGAAUUCGUUCCAGCCCCUAUGCCUGAGACCGUACGACAAAACGAUGAUGCGUUUCCUAAUUCUGAAGAUGUUACACUGGACGAGCACAAAUCAAUUCCAGUCGAUGAGUUGUCAAAAAAUGAUUUAUCACGAGAGAUGCUGAAUGGAGAGCAUCCAAAGGAAGAGCACAGACCAGCAGAUGAUGAUGUCACUGAGGUCUUGACCAAGAAUUCCAAGGAUAUAAAUGAUCGUGAGUUUGGAUUUUCUUCACCGGUACAGUUUAUCCCCAAAGACACCCAAAUAGGAGUACCGGAUGUUGUGGAGCCAGUACCUACAGAGAUAACACUCGAUGAAUUUAAGGCCAUUCCCACUGGAGAGAUGCCAAAGGAAGCUCAACAACAAACCGAGGACGAAUGGGGUUCGAGUUCUACCAAGAAAUCGAGAAAGGACAAGGAGAUACUUAAAUCUACCUUGUCUACCCCAUUGGAGCCCGAGGUUCCCAAUGUUGCUACUGAGCUUCCUGAGGAUAUUCCACCAAAUUCUGGAAAGCUAGAAGAGCUACUUCCAACUAUUGAGGACGUACCUGAUACUCAUACAUCUUUCCAGAUUCCACAGGUUGAUAAAAUUGUUUCCGAGCAUGAUCCUUUUGACAUGUCACACGAUAAGAACGAUAAAAUGGGCAAGGGGAUCUCAAGCAGAGAACUCGAUCCAGAGCCGGAAAUCCCAGCCUUGGCCAAUACCGUCGCGGUAUCCGAUUUACAAGAUGUCAAGCCCGGGGAGCGUCUCCUGACUUCUCCUAUUCCAAUACGAAACAUCGUUCCAGCAUCGAACCCAAUUGCGGAACCAGAUAUGACUUCACCUCCCUCAUCAUCUUCAUUCAAGCCGCUUAUCGAUGAGUCAAAAAAUCUAUCUACUGCAUUAGUACAAGUCCCUUCCAAGAAAGACAAGAGAAAACGUCAAGCAACAAUAAAUCUGGAAACGCCCAAAGAUGAUCAACGAACUUUUUGGGCAGAUGAGGUUCCCGAAGCAGAAGUUACCAGGGCUGUACCAGUCAUUGAAGAUAUUGGACGAGAUGAAUUCUAUUCUCAUAUUGCCAGCACGGUCAAAGAAUCCGACGCGAACGAAUUUUCUAGACCACCCGCCAAGAAAGGAAAGAAGAAUACGAGAAGAGAAUCAACCGAUAUCAAAGACUUCCAAUCAUCAAUGGGGGAAGAUUUAUCAAAAAUUGAACCAAUGAAGGAGCGCAAAGAGAUGCCGUCUGUAGUAGCCGCGACUGCGGCAAUUGUUAGUGCAGCAACCUUGGCUAGCAAGAGUAAGGAAUCAGAAGUUGGAGCUGUUGAGGAAGAUGAAAGCCCUAUGAUGGAAAUUUUAUCUGAGGAGGAAGAGCAUGGACUAAGUAUGGACAAGAUAGCACCAAGUGAUGACGUAUCUGAUGAUUCUGUGCCACGGGAAGACAUGGACUCAAAAGUUUCUGACGAGGUGAAGGAUGAAUCGGUAGAGAAGAAUGAUGAAUAUGACAGUGAUGGAUUUCGAGAAAUAAAUACGACUGUGCAAGAACCAGAGCAAAUAGAGAACUUCCAGGAUCCAAUGAUUGAGACAUCUGACAAGGCUGCUGCUGUGGAACCUCAAGAGUUUAGAACUCCUAGAUCUCUUAGCCCCGUUCUCGACAUUACAAGGUUCACUCAAGAGCCGGAGCAGAUGGAUUCGAUGCAGCAAAAAGAAGUCGCCGAAACAUCCGAGUCAAAUAAGGUGGAACGUUCUAUUUUGCAUGAGCCAGAGGAGACCAACACCAUUCAAGAACCAACGGAACAGAUUUCCACUGAGCAUGCGGGAGAUGAAAACACCAUUUUCCACCAGCCAAAACAAAUGGAACCCGUCCAGAAGCCAACGACACAAGUUCCUGCUGAGCCUACGAUUGUAGAACGCCAAAUCUUACAAGAAUCCGAGCAGAUUGGUGCCCCUCAAGAACAAAUGGUGCAGAUUCCUGCCAAACCCUCGAUAAUGGAAGAUCGUGAAAGUACAACACCCACGCCACCUCGUAAUUUCGAUCCCAAUGACGACAAACCUCAAGAAACAGCACUAGCUGCCCAAACUUAUGCUUCGAGCAGUUCUUCGAGCCCGAGACGAUCACCACCUGCACGCGAACCAAGAGGAGAUCUGCCAGAAGAGUACCUCUCUAGACCAUCGAGAAGAGAUAUCGAGAAGAAGAGAAGGAAGAAGUCAAUCGAAGUUGACGAUUCCCUAGAUCUUUUACCGGCACCAAUCCAAGAAGCCUUGCGAAAUACUAUUGUUGAGCCCCGAGCUAGAGAAACCAGUCCUUCGCCAAUCUCCUCUCCGAUAGCCGAACGAGCUAAAAGAGCUAGAUCAAGAUCCCGUCCUCCAUCUCGACCUGGAACACCUGGCUUGACAAUGCUACGAGAAGAAUCAGAGGAUGAGAAUGCUCUCAAUGUAGGAAACAGAGACAGUGCUUUUAUCGGCGACUCUCCAAAUCCUCCUCAAGGAAACUUCGCAGACAAGCAUGAAGACAUUCGUGAUAGUGGCAUUCACUUAAGAGACAAUUCACCUUCUAUGCGUGUUAGAGCACCCGUAUCUUCAACCGAUGCAGCUAUCGAUAGCAUGACGUGGCCUUCUGUGGAUGAAGAUGCUGGGACGGUUAAUCUUGAACAGCCACAACGACCAAAAGUUGUGGAGGACUUAACACGUCAUGGCCAUGGAAUUGAUGAUCUGCCAUCUCAGAGACACAAAGAAGAGGGGCACACAGAUCUACAUAGAACGCAGGCAAUUCACAGAGCACAUUCACCUCAUGAAGAAAAGCAUAAGCUUUCUCGCAAAACUUCUUUAAGUCGUGGAGAACUCGCAGAAGCGAAUCAUGUAGACUUUGUCCGAUCCCAAAGGCUUAAGGCAUUCCAAACGAAAUCCAAGGAAAAGUUAUCUGAGCCUCCCCGAGCAGAAGCAAUCAACAAACCAGUGACGCCAGAAAAAGAACAUAGAAGACAUCGUGUCCACCGCUCCGAAUUUCCUGAUGUCCAGUACCGCAAACCAAAGGAAAAUAAAUAUGGGGACCUUGAGCCAGUCAAAACCCCCAAAACUUCUAAAACUGAGCAGCGAAGUGUUUCCGAGAGUUCUCCAUCUUUAAUUGGAAGUGCAGCUCUUGCAGCAGCAGGAUCGGGAUUUGCAGCAGCAAGGAAGUUAAGUCAAGAAAGCCGACCUUUAAGUGCUCAAAGUCACAAAAGUCAAAGAUCCGCUUCAAAUAUCAGUGUUACUCGAUUGCGAACGCCGGUUCCAUUAGAUGCGCCUCAAGCGCCACAGUUCCCCGAUAGCGCUAAGACCAAUCGUUCGUUUACACCGCCACUUCGUCGUAGCGCCCGGAAAAUUAGCGGGGAUCCAAGAUCACUCCGUCAACAAAGCAACAUUGAUCUCGCUAAGGAAAUUGAUCCAGCCUCCAUCAAUACCGCUACAUCGACAACCUCAACAAAUACUGCAAAUCCAACUGCAAAUGAGGGCCGAGCCAGGGCGCAAGAUAUGGCCGAUGUCUACGAUGGCUAUGGUGAAGGCCACAUGGGCUCACCACGAUCCCCAACUCGACCUCACAGUAUGCGACGACGACAAAGUAUGCAAGUCUUGGAACUCGAAUCAAAAUUGGAUCAACUAACUGCGGAAAAUCGCGCGCUCGCCGAAUCUAAAGCUCAUGCCGAACAUAUGCUCCGAUCAAGCCAAGGUGCACCUGCGGCCUUGGUAGAAAGGGAUGCGCAAAUCGAUUUACUUAAACGAACACUGUCAUCGAUGCAAGAUGAGGUCAAAAGAUUGACUGAAGUGAAUGCGGGUCUUUCUAGUGCUGCUGUUACACUGGGUCAACAACAUAAUGCAAGAUAUGGCACACUCGAAUCACAACAUGCACAAACUUCACGCGAACUCCAGCAGGCCCGCGAGGCUCAUCACAACCUACAAAGCGAAGUACAAGGCAUCAUACACAACGCUAUACAAGAAAGGGACCAGGAAAUUGCAUCAUUGCGAUCUCAAUUGGAUGUGGCCAAGGAACAAAUCCGGGCAAUGCAGAGGGAAAUUCUAGCUGCCAAAGCAGGUGACGCUCAAUUCCUGAUCAUCCGAGACGAGGACUAUUUCGAUAAUGCUUGUCAACAACUCUGCCAACAUGUUCAGCAAUGGGUACUUAGAUUUUCAAAGUUCUCUGACAUGAGAGCCUGUAGACUCACGAGCGAAAUCAACAACGAUAAAACCAUUGAUCGACUCGAUAAUGCCAUUCUAGAUGGCUCAGAUGUGGAUAGUUAUCUUGCGGAUAGAGUGAGGAGACGAGAUGUCUUCAUGUCAAUGACAAUGACAAUGGUGUGGGAAUUCAUAUUCACUCGCUACUUAUUUGGCAUGGAUCGAGAACAAAGACAAAAGCUCAAGUCAUUGGAGAAGGUAUUGUCUGAAGUUGGGCCACCAUCAGCCGUUCAUCAAUGGCGUGCUACGACUUUGACCUUGUUGUCCAAACGAGAUUCAUUCGCCAGACAAAAAGAACAAGAUACUUUAGCUGUGGUGCAUGCUGUUUUAGAGACCCUAACAGAGAUCUUACCUCCACCUAGUCACCUUGAAAAUCAAAUCGAGGAACAACUCAAACGUGUUAUAAAAGCUGCCGUUGAUCUUUCCAUAGAAAUGCGCACUCAACGCGCAGAAUACAUGAUGCUACCACCACUUCAACCCGAAUAUGAUGCCAAUGGCGAUCUCGCCAGCAAAGUCUCCUUCAACGCUGCACUCAUGAAUGAACGCAGCGGAGAUACCAUUUCUAACGAAGAACUCGAGGCACAAAGAGCUGUCGUCAGAGUUGUACUCUUUCCACUUGUGGUGAAGAAGGGUGAUGAUUUAGGACAAGGCGAUGAGGAAAUCGUAGUCUGUCCUGCUCAGGUUUUAGUUGCCAAACCCAGAAUGGGCAAAGGACCAGUGGGAAGGGUUUAUAGCCCGGCGAGUGGAGCGGACAUGGACAGGAGAAGUGAUAGGAGCCGAACUCCUGCUAGUUUGCAGAGCAGUAUGCCCGAUGCCAAUGUUAUUUGA